Rotaria sp. Silwood1 is the source of this 435-nucleotide messenger RNA. The record is from the annotation of a GenBank genome assembly. NCBI's taxonomy places the organism in Eukaryota, Metazoa, Rotifera, Eurotatoria, Philodinida, Philodinidae.
AUGAAAGAAAAGUCGAUUAUACUAUCUGGUGAUCAAUUAACAUUAGAAGAUGUUGUAUCUAUAGCUCGUUACUAUAGGAAGGUUCAAUUGACAGACAAUAAGAAUGUUAAAUCCCGUAUGAAUACAUCAGUUGAUGUUAUAUCUAAUGCUGUUGAUCAGCGUUUGCCACUGUACGGUGUUACUACUCAGUUUGGAGGACUUGCAACACAAACUAUAGAAAAAUAUAUGUAUGAAGAACUUCAGAGCAAUCUCAUAGCAGUGUUCCAUAUGGAUACUGGUCCAUCUUUACCAUUGGAAGUUGUACGAGCUGCGAUGGUUCUACGAGACAACUCGCAUCUCAUUGGUACUUCAGGUAUUCGUCAAAUAUGGAAUGAGUAUAUGAUUAUUUUUUUAAUGAACAAUGUCACUCCAUUAGUGUCUCGAUUGGAACAUUAA